Molecule: messenger RNA, 912 nt
Organism: Helianthus annuus (common sunflower)
Lineage: Eukaryota; Viridiplantae; Streptophyta; Magnoliopsida; Asterales; Asteraceae
Exons: 3
Coding region: 1-912 (303 amino acids)
Source: RefSeq, a predicted model, not a curated record
AUGGAUUCUUCAAGUUCAAGUUCGUAUGAUAAAUUUGUUUUGUCAUCCUCAUCCGACGACGAGGCAGAAUUAAUAUUAUCAGCAGUGACGAUGGUGAUGAAAGCAAUUGUUGAAGAUGCAGAUGAAUGGACUUCCCAACCCCAACCCAAACCCAAACUGAGGAAGUAUAUUGUUCAUGAAUGCGAAACCGCAAACGAUUUGCUGGUAAGCGAUUAUUUCUCACCCGAAUCAACGUAUGAUGAAAGAUUGUUUAGGCGUCGUUUUCGUAUGAGUAAAAAAUUAUUUUUAAGAAUAUCAAAGGAUUUAGAGGAUAAUUAUGCUUUUUUCCGACAAAGACCCGAUGAGCGUGAACAUCACGCCAAAUAUCAUGGUCUCCCCGGGAUGAUCGGUAAUUUAGAUUGUAUGAAAUGGGAGUGGGAACUUUGUCCAACUGCAUGGCAAAGCUCUCACACAAGUGGAUAUCAUGGAAUGCCGGCUAUGAUGCUUGAAGCGGUUACAUCACAAGAUCUUUGGAUCUGUCAUGCAUUAUUUGAUGGAACCCUAGAUUCUAAAAGAAUGAAGUUUAACAAAGUUCAGAUGGUGGCACGCAAAGACAUUGAGCGAGCAUUUGGUGUUUUGCAGAAAAGGUGGCGCAUUUUAAGCAUGCAUUGUCGAUUGUAUGAAAAAGAUCAAAUAAGAAACAUGAAAUAUGUGUGCAUCAUUCUACACAAUAUGAUUUUAGAGGAUGAAUGGCGUGCAAUUGUUGAAUAUUAUGGCGAGGAGCCCGAAUCAAAUCACGAAGACAUGAGUGACGAAGAGAGAACGCAAAACCAAUAUCGAAUCGAGUCAAGACAAAUAAGUUCAAACCUUCGAGCUGAUUUGGUAGAACAUGUUUCGACACCUCCUAGAUUCAACUCCAAUGAAGAUGAUUGA